CUGCAGGCGCUUGUGUGGGAAGGCGUCUUCUGUACAGAUGUAGAUGGCUCCUGGGAAGCCAGAGUGCCUGAUGUGCCUAGGGGCUCCAGAUGGCCUGUGGCCACCACAUACAUCAAGUGCAGAUGUCUCCCACCAUUUCUAACUCUCUGCCCCUCACAGGUUCUUCCCCCCUGGCCCGGGGAGGGAGGAGGCUGGCGCUGGUUCUCUCUCCCACUGGCAGCCACCUUGGAGCCAGGCGACUCCCCAGGAGGAACACGGGCUGGGCCUCCACUUCUGACACCCAGGCAAGGUCUUCCCCUGUCCUGGGCCCUAGGCUGGAAUGGCCACAGACAGGAGGCCUCUCCUGCUCCACGCCCCCUCCCUCCCCCAUGCCCCCCGUGCCCAUCUGUCCCCCCACCGCAGGGCAGGGAGCAAGUGGAAGGAUCAGGGCAACACCUUCUGGAAAUGGCCCCUGAGCACCACAUACAGCCACCCUCUAGGGCCCCAUUGAGCAAAUAUUUCUUCCACUUUCAAAGCUCCUGCAGUCUGGGCUCCACGUGAACCUGUGCCAUUGCUCAGUUCAAAAAACUGGCUUAAAAAGACACAUGUUGGUGAGGAUGUGGAGAGGACCCCUGUACGCUGCUGCUAGGAAUGUAAAAUGGUGUAGCUCGGAAAACAACUGGCACUUCCUUAAAAACCUAAACACCAAUCACAUGACCCAGCAGUCCCACAAGCAGAGACACCCGCCUGAAGACACACAUCGGUGUCCACAGCAGUGCGUUUCAUGACAGCCCGAGGGGAAACGGCCCAGAUGCCAUCAACUGAGGAGUGGACCAACAGAAUUCGGCCCGUCCUUACGGUGGAGUAUGAUUCAGUCCCAAAGGGGAAGGCAGUUCUGACGCCUGCUCCAGCACAGGCGAACCUCCAGAGCACAAUGCCAGUGAAGGAAGCCCGUCACGAGGCCACGUGCUGUUGGAUUCGCUCGCAUGGCACACCCAGGAUGGGACGAACCACAGAAAGAAGGCAAAUGCUGCAGACCUAUCAGACGACCAGGGAAGUGCAAAAGAGGAAGCGCACUGGAGAGGAAGCAGUGGCCAAUCAGGAAGUGCAAGAGAGGAAGCGCACAGGAGAGGAAGCAGCAGUGGUGAGAUCAAGGGAGUGAGAGGAAGCGCACAGGAGAGG
Sapajus apella (tufted capuchin) is the source of this 1161-nucleotide messenger RNA. RefSeq lists its product as uncharacterized. The record is from RefSeq and is a predicted model, not a curated record. The coding region runs from base 764 to 1141 and encodes 125 amino acids. The transcript has 2 exons. Lineage: Eukaryota; Metazoa; Chordata; Mammalia; Primates; Cebidae.